Molecule: messenger RNA, 5829 nt
Organism: Falco peregrinus (peregrine falcon)
Lineage: Eukaryota; Metazoa; Chordata; Aves; Falconiformes; Falconidae
Gene: GABRD
Product: gamma-aminobutyric acid type A receptor subunit delta
Exons: 9
Coding region: 512-1906 (464 amino acids)
Biological process (GO): chemical synaptic transmission; regulation of membrane potential; nervous system process
Cellular component (GO): membrane; neuron projection; GABA-A receptor complex
Molecular function (GO): neurotransmitter receptor activity; extracellular ligand-gated monoatomic ion channel activity; GABA-A receptor activity
Source: RefSeq, a predicted model, not a curated record
GCAGCCGGGCUUGGCGGGGGGCGGGCGGGGGCGGCGGCAGCGCUCUCCGGCACACACGGCGCCCGGGGCCCCGCUCGCCCGCCGGUGGACCUGCUCUCCAUCCCGCCGGACUGCCCGUGGCCAAACCGCCUUUGCCCUUUGCGGCAUCUCCCUCCUCCUCCUCCUUCUCGCCGCGAUGAUUCGCACAGGACGCGGCUAGUGCCCCCGGAGCGCUCCGCGGGACUCGGCUGGCCUCUCGGAGGUUAUUUUGGGCAAGCAGCCGGGCGGGCUGGGCGAGCGGCGGAGGGCGGCGGGGGAGCGCUGCCGGGGCCACCCGCUGCCCGGCGCGGGUUGCCUGCAUGGCUCCCGGGCACUGUAGAGACUGUGGGGGCUGCUGCUGAGCAACAAUACAGUGCUUUAAACUCAACUUCUCACAGCAAGCCAGGAUGGCAACACUACUGGAGCUCUGGAGCUGCCAAGGGAGCCGGGGAACCUGGGUUCUGUUUGUCACUGUCUAAUAAAUGGGAGUAAAAUGGAAUUUCUUACCUGGGUUUUUCCUGCCUUGGUUCUACUGUGCACCCAGCAGCACAGGUGUAUCAGAGCUAUGAGUGACAUCGGAGAUUACAUAGGUUCCAACAUCGAAAUAUCCUGGUUACCCAACCUGGAUGAUUUGAUGAAAGGGUAUGCACGUAAUUUCAGGCCUGGGAUUGGAGGUCCUCCUGUUAAUGUUGCUCUUGCAAUUGAAGUAGCCAGCAUUGACCACAUCUCAGAAGUGAACAUGGAAUAUACCAUGACAGUAUUUUUGCACCAGAGCUGGCGAGAUGACCGUCUGUCUUACAACCACACCAAUGAAACUUUGGGCUUAGACAGCCGGUUUGUGGACAAGCUCUGGUUGCCAGAUACUUUCAUAGUAAAUGCCAAGUCUGCUUGGUUCCAUGAUGUGACUGUGGAAAACAAACUUAUCAGGCUGCAGCCAGAUGGAGUCAUUUUAUACAGCAUCAGGAUUACCUCAACAGUGGCCUGUGACAUGGACCUUUCCAAGUAUCCCAUGGAUGAGCAAGAAUGCAUGUUGGAUUUGGAGAGCUAUGGCUACUCUUCAGAGGACAUUGUCUACCACUGGUCAGAAAACCAGGAGGAGAUCCAUGGGCUAGAUAAGCUGCAGCUUGCUCAAUUCACGAUUACCAACUACCGCUUCACAACAGAAAUUAUGAACUUCAAAUCUGCAGGUCAGUUUCCCAGGCUCAGUCUCCACUUUCAUCUUCGACGAAAUCGAGGAGUUUACAUCAUUCAGUCUUAUGUUCCUUCUAUCUUACUAGUGGCCAUGUCGUGGGUAUCCUUCUGGAUCAGUCAGUCAGCUGUGCCUGCCAGAGUGUCAUUAGGUAUAACUACCGUUCUUACUAUGACUACACUGAUGGUCAGCGCCCGAUCUUCGCUUCCACGAGCAUCUGCCAUCAAGGCGCUUGAUGUUUACUUCUGGAUUUGCUAUGUGUUUGUCUUCGCUGCACUGGUAGAAUAUGCAUUUGCACAUUUCAAUGCUGACUACAUGAAAAAGCAGAAGAACAAGAUAAAGGCGAGAAGGCAGAGUGGAGAGGUCAGUAAGAUAAAGGCGAGAAGGCAGAGCGGAGAGAUAAACGUGAAGAAUGCCAUCGUUCUGUUUUCCCUUUCCAUAGCUGGUGUGAACCAGGAACUGGCCAUUUCCAAUAGGCAGCACCGAAUUCCCAGAAGCCUGCCUGGAUCAUAUGGCACAAUAGAAAUAGAAACUGGAGAGACAAAACAGCAGCACAUAAUGAAACUGGAUAAAAAGAGUGGUCUGAAGUCCCUCUUUAAGCCCAUUGAUGCUGACACCAUUGAUAUAUAUGCCAGAGCCGUGUUCCCAGCAGCAUUUGCAGCAGUCAAUGUUAUAUACUGGGUUGCGUACACGAUGUGAAAAAAAAAAAAAAAAAAAAAAAAAAAGAAAGAAAGAAAAUUCAUGUGGAGAGCUACAAAAUGAACAAUAGCUUUGGACUAAAAAGCCCUUGCUGUAACUGUAUUGAUACAUGUCUUCUCAAAAUAUUUUCCAACAAGCUUGAGACACUUCUAAAGUCAAGAGAGUCCUGCUACCAAUUCCUACUAAAAGCAGCAAUUUAUUACCGGUCUGAUUUGAUACAAUAAUAGCUGUACUCUGCCAAACAAUCCCAGCUCCUUAUUUCCUGUAUUACCAUAAGACAGUUUUACAUAUGUACAUACUGCAGCAAAAGUUUAAAUCUUAAAUUACCAUGUUUUUCCUUCACUUUAAAGGUUGAUCAGUAAUGAAGAUUUGGCUUUUCACACUCAGAUCAUUUCUUUUUUUGUAAUGGAAAAGCUAAUUCCUUACUUCCACAUGACUGAUUUUCUGCAUCUGGCCUUCUGUGGGAUGGUCUAGGUUUAACAGGAGUGCUGAAGAUGGAGUUUUUAAUCAUAAAAAUCUCAUGAACAAAGUAAAAGAGAAUACAGGAGAGUGGAGACUUUUUCUUAAAUUAUUUGUCUUGGAUAAAUUAUUGAAAACAUUUCAAUGCUCUUAGUCACAGCAUGAAAUAAAAUAUACUACAUAAAAUUCUACUGAAUUGUUAAUAAUGACUGUAUUACAUUUCAGAUCUAAGCUAAUGAAAGUUUAAACACUUAAACACAUUAAUGUUUAUUAGUUUAAUAGGCCCCAAAAUAGAUGAAAUUAUUUAGAAACACAGGGAAAGCUCAGGCUUCCUAUGUUGGAUUGGGAAAAAUUUUAAAGGUGCUUGAUAAUGAAAUAACUCAGAUUCCAUUUUCAGGAAAGACUUUAGAAUUCAUUCUGUUAAUUUUUAGUGAAUGUCUACCAUGUGUGCCUCUGAAAAUAUCCUUUUUGCAUCUGUCCCUAAAUAGCCGAGUGAAGUAAAAAAAUGUCAUAACUGGCUUUAAGUUACUUGGUUGCUUUGGAUAUUCUUGCCAUUUUUAUUCAGAGGCUGAUCUAAUAUGUUAGGUCUCUUCACUUCCAUUAUUUGAAAUUUGUGGGUAUUUGCUGCCUAAUUCAGGACUAGAUUCUCUCACCCAACUCAUGCAAAAUAACACUUUGUUCUGUAAAUAAUUCCAGUGAGCUCAGCAAAUGAAUUCACAACAGUAUUCACAACAAACAUAAGUUUCACAAUUAAUCUUUAAAAAACUCCACAGUAAAUAUAUUGGGGUAUGGAUUAAAACAACUGAAAUACUGUUAGUAUAGGAAACCAAUGUCAGGCACUUCAAAAGGGAAAUUGUUUUUUGAGGAUUUUGUUGCCUUGAGAGUGAGAGGUGGUUUUAUAUAUAGAGGCUGACAUAAAAGAAAAUAUGAAAAGAGAGAGGGAGGGAAAGACUAAAGCAAAGAAAGUGGUUGAAAGGUAUGAUGGAAGGGAGCAUGGGGAGGUGCAAGGUUGAACAAGCUAAAAACUGUACGUAAGAGAAGAGCUGCACUGGGAUUUGAAGAUGGGGAUCUCGAACAUAGUGGCUAAUGAUUAAUAGUUGAAUUGCAAUAAGGAUGAAACAAGCAUCUGAUCACAGUGGAGUGUGGGCACAUUCCUCCUGCCUUACUUCUCUGUGACAUAUGGUUUGAUUUCAUAUGACCAGCACUGAAAGAUAGAGCAUUUUAACACAGAUUCAUAACUUAAAAUUUGUUCAGUAUCACUGAAGUAAGAGAAUGCUUUGAAGAAAAAAUAAUGAUGCUGAACUGAGCUAUAACAGAAAAUAAGCUCCCGUGGUAUUUCAGACUUAGGUUCACCUCAGUCUUUAGCUUCUGUUAUAACAGAAAAACUAUCUGCCGAGAGUGUGCUUGAAAGCACAAACUAACAUCGAACUGUAAUUGUUCCACAAUGUUCUCACCAGUCUAGCCCUGGACUGAGACACCCAAAUUUUGCUCCAAGAUCUUGCCACUGACUUUGGGGAAUCUCAGUUAAUUCAUUUCACUGCAUCAUCUGCAAAAUUGAUACAAUGAUACUGAUUUCUUUCCUAUAUCUUUGAGUUUUACAGAAGAAAAACCCUUCAGGAGAGACAGAAACUCUUACCCUCCAACUAGGUAAGUGCAUCCAACUAGUACUUAUGAUGCUAUUUGCCAUAGUUUCUGAAUUAAAGCAAAAUAUUAAUUUAAUUCACCUCAUCCAGAAAGCUCAUGAAAUUCUGCAUCUCCUUCCAUAUUACGCAGGUAAUCAGGCUUCUUUUUCCUCCUGCUUCUCCUCUUCCUAUAUUUUUCUUGUGUUUGUUCCUGAUGUUGACGAAAUUCUACAUUACAGAAAUACACAAUUUUUUUCUAAGUGUGUUUUUGGUCAUAAUCACUUUCUCCCCAAGGAAGUUCAACCUCUCCUGCUCUCUUCUGAAUCAUUCUUGCUGUUUUAUAUAAUGAUUAAGUGCAGAGUGGAAUAAAACGAGCACAAGCAUGACUUUACAAUGUGUUUUCCUUACUACGUUGUUGCUUUUUCCAUGGUCCUGGGUCAGGUCCUUGACGUAUCUUAAGUUCCCUUUCUACCUCUCCUUUCAGCUUAAAACCAAACUUUUUUUCAGUUUACGGCUGACCUGAUUCUUGUCUAGCCUUGGAUGCCUCAGAAGUUUAAAUUUAACUCUUGGAUGAUGCACUUCUAUAGGCAAGGUGAGAUUGUAGCAAGCCUGAAAUACUCUGCUCAGCACUUUGAACAGUAUCCCCACAACAAUAUUACACCCUUUAGAAAGGCCAUAGUGCCUUAUUCUUUUCUGUUACAUUUACAUAAAUCAGAAAUAAUCUUCGGUUUAAAAUCAGUAGAUUAACUACUGCUGCAGAAAGUAGAAUCUAACUUUUUUGUAUCCUGCUUGUUUCUCUAGCUAUUAGUUUAUUACAUUGCCUGUCAGGGUCAGUAUCUACUACUGAUAGUAUCUACUACUUCAGUAUCUACUGAAAUUAUUGACUAAAUUCAGCUGAAGAAAUACUCGCAGCAAGUUCCUAUGGAGUAUAAAUCAUAAGAAAAUAAUUCAUGAUUUCGGAAUUAAAGUUGUUAAAGAGCAGAGAACAAAGCAUUGACCCAGUCCCACUAGUGUGCACUGGCUGGUUAUUUGGAGUACUUAGCAAGAAGGAGGAGGCAAAUAUUAUGAAGGCAAUGUCUAAUCUAAUUAUUUCAGCAGUAAUAGUUUGUAAUUGUGCACCUGACAUAACUUCUUACAUUGAAGCCAACUGAGUAAUCACAUGGGGUUAUUGGACAAAAUUAGUUGCUUCUCCAUCUGGGAGACAGCCAUGGGCUGCGUGCCCUGCUGACUUCUUCAAAAGGUUUAUUCAGUGAAUUUGUUCUCUAGUUUGACUGCUGAUCUUCAAGGUGCACAGCUCAGUUGUGACUAAUCAAAGCAAAGGUGAUAGAAAUCUUUUCCUCACAAAAAUACCCCAGCCAGAAUGCUAGACUAUCACAAUGUUGGAGACAGAAGCAUAAAUAAAGGGGAAGACAUUGCAGGCACUCAGAAAUGUGCACUGUGAGCAUACAUAUGGCAAUUGUGUCCAUUUCAGGAACAAGGUGACUCAGAGGGGAGAACAGGUGUUUCAGCUACUGUUACUGCACUUGCAUGAGUAGCACAAGACAAAACACCUCCAUCAUCAAGAGUGGGAUUUUCUUAAAUCUGUUUCCAGAGCCAGAAAUAGAAAAGUCAGAUGCCAUUCAAACUCUUUCAAGGAGAAACUUCAGUACAAGAGUAUGGUGUAAUGACUGGAGUUUUGCAUAAAUUUGAAUCUUCUGUAUUUUUGCCUGUGCUUUAUUUGUAUUUUUUUAUUAUUUGAAAUCAUCAUACUUAAAAAUCAUCAAACAUUAGUAUGCUAGGCAUAUUAACACCUAAAGACAAUGACCUAUUCAACUCUAAUUUCAUUAUGCCCUUAAUAAACAG